AUGAAUCAAUUUAGCGGUGCUGUUCUAUUUUUGGUUGGUAUCGUUGUUCGAAAUCAAAUAGCAACGUUUCUCGAUAUUUCACCUGAAAGUUCAUCAUCAGCGCCCUAUAUUUUGAUUGGUCUUGGUCUAAUCAUAUUUUUCAUUGGAUUAUUGGCCUUUUGGAGUACAGUGAAAGGAGUAGUAAUAGUUUUACAUGUCUUAGAAGACACACUUAAAGGUAGUUUAAGAAAAGUAAUAAAUGAUUAUCCAAAACAACCAAGUUUACGUUCGGUAGAUCGACUUCAAAGUACACUGUCUUGUUGUGGUGUUAAAUCCUAUGAUGAUUGGUUCGAUACGAAUUAUGGUCGUGCUUUGACUCAAGUUCCAAAAUCAUGUUGCAAAAAAAAUGUAUCGCAUACAUGUAAUCGAACACAUUUACCCUCAACAUCAUUGUCCUUAAUUCCACCUAGCGAUAUUCAUUUGCAAGGUUGUUAUAACGCUAUCGUAACUGUAAUUCAGUCAAAUUAUCCUAUAUUCGCUGGAGUUAUCAUUGGCAUUGCUUUUUUUCCGUUAUUAAGUGUCAUAUUAUCAUGCUGUUUGGCGCAUUCCUUAAAAAAACAGCGCUAUGAACAAGUGGAGUAA
Messenger RNA from Didymodactylos carnosus, 621 nucleotides. Lineage: Eukaryota; Metazoa; Rotifera; Eurotatoria; Philodinida; Philodinidae. The record is from the annotation of a GenBank genome assembly.